AUGGUUUUAGAAAAUGUGAACGCAGUGGUUUCAAACUUCACAGAAGUAUAUUAUAAGCUGGAUUCUAUAAUUUUCAAUACUACGCUAGCGGAAAAGGAUCGAGAAGAUCAGAUUGGUAGAUUGGGUGAAACAUUUUCGAGGGAAGUACGCGCACUGUUAUUCAUAGCUCGGCAUUACCGACCAGAAGAUAAUUAUUCGAUAUUUGAACCCGAAGAGUCUUCUAGUUUUGGUGGACCAGUUCAAAAGGAAAUUGUGAUGGAAAAUGUGAAAGCUGUUGCAUCAAACAUCACUGAAGUCCAUAACAAGUUGGAAAAUAUUCUCACCAAUACAAAAUUGAAUUCCAAGGAAAAAGAAUCACAGAUUCAGAGACUCUCGGAGAUCUUUCCAAGAGAAGUUCGUGUGUUGUACUUCAUUGCUCGUCACUAUCGUCCAGAAGACACCACACCAGUUUUUGAAAUGGUGAAUGGAGAGGAAGCUUGGAAAUCAGCUUUUGGAUUGGCGCCACAAAAGAAUACUGAAUCUGAUAAAUUCAAAAGAUAUGUUAAUUGA
Molecule: messenger RNA, 549 nt
Organism: Caenorhabditis briggsae
Lineage: Eukaryota; Metazoa; Nematoda; Chromadorea; Rhabditida; Rhabditidae
Exons: 3
Coding region: 1-549 (182 amino acids)
Source: RefSeq, a predicted model, not a curated record